Molecule: messenger RNA, 1911 nt
Organism: Harmonia axyridis
Lineage: Eukaryota; Metazoa; Arthropoda; Insecta; Coleoptera; Coccinellidae
Product: E3 ubiquitin-protein ligase XIAP-like
Exons: 2
Coding region: 65-1885 (606 amino acids)
Source: RefSeq, a predicted model, not a curated record
GUGAAGUAUUGCUCAAUAGAGUGGGUGUACAGUUGCAAGUAUAUCUAUUACACACUUCGUGGAAAUGACGGGUUUGACUAUCCACAACAGAUGCAUACCUCAGAUCAGUUCUUGUCUUGCAUCAUCAUCUGAUUCUGAAGACAGUGCUUCCGUGGUCAAUAUGACAUUCAACAGACCUUGCACCAGAAGAUCAAACUCUUCAACUGGAGUCUCAUCAGAAGCUACAGAAGGAUUGUCUGCUGCAUUAUGGACAUCUUGGGAGUUGUUAAAUAGUUAUCCCAAAUUGCAUGCAUAUAAGUCCGAAUAUGGGGUUAAAAAAAAAAUUAACCAAACGAAGAAUUCGUCUCAUUCUUUGAAAGGAGCACGCAUCCAAAAUAAAACACAUCAAGAACUGUUGUCUGAAAAACCUGGUCCAUCAACAUCGAAUGAAAGUCAGCAAAUAUAUCCACUUGCAUCCGAAGAAAUCAAUAUGGAAGUAUCAAAUGCUACUGAUAAUGUUGUCGACCAAGUGAAUGAUUCUUCAACACAUGAUGUAGAUCCGGAGUCACAAAAUACACCUUCUUCUUCUCAUGAUGUAACUGAAAGAAGAGCAAGUCAUGAAGGAGUGGCAGAAUCAUUAUAUGAAAAUCCAAAUCAACCGUGUAGUUCAAAAGGUGUCAUACGAAAACAACAAAAAUCCACUCAAGUUCCACUAACCUCUGAAGGUGAAAAUGGCCAUCCAAUAUAUCACAAAACAGUUCGUUUGGCGAUCGCAAAGAGUAAGAAUCAAGAUCUGAAAAACAUGAAGUCGUUACUGCAGCAGUACACUCAUUCCUUUGGCAGAGACGUAAUAGACAACGGCAUAGCACUCCUCGACGCAAAGUUACCAGUGCACACAACAAUAGACCGACUGAAGACCUUCAAAAACUGGCCAAACAAACGAAUCGAACCGAAAAAACUAGCGGACGCAGGCUUUUUCUACUGCGGCCGAGCUGACAUAGUCGAGUGUUUCAAGUGUGGAAUCAAGGGUCACAAUUGGGUAGAAAACGACAGACCCAUGGAAGAUCACAUCAAAUGGAACAGUAACUGCCCUUUCGUAAGAGAAAACGCCACAGAACAAGACCUAUUACGGGUAAGACAGAGCCAGGACAUAUGCGGCAACAUCGGUAUGGAAAUUCUACCCAAUUCAAGACCCGAGGAUGACACCGAAAUGCUAAUAAACCAGAACCAAAUCAUAAACUUGAGGUCAGAGUCCAGUCUGGCAGAAUUGGGCAUAGAAAAGACCAAAGGACCCAGACAUCUGGAUCAGAUAAUCUUGGAGACCAGACUGGCAACUUUUGAAAACUGGCCUAAAGCAAUGAAACAGAAACCCAUAGACCUGGCUGCUGCAGGUUUUUACUAUUUAGGCGUCGGAGACCAGGUCAUGUGCUUCUAUUGUGGGGGAGGUUUAAAAGACUGGGUUGAACAAGACGAUCCCUGGGAACAACAUGCAUUGUGGUACCCCGAAUGCAAUUACCUUUUAUUGAAGAAAACCCCAGCCUUUGUCGAAGAUAUUCAGAAAAAACGAAUAGCUAAUAAAGUUGAAAAAGAAGAAGAAUCACAUAAAAAAGAAGGAGAAUCAUGUAAAAAAGAAGAAGAAUCUUGUAUAAAGGAAAAUGAGAUUGAAGCGUGUUGUAGCUCUAAUAGUGACACCAAAGAAACUCCUAGCAAUCCUAUCACAAUUGUAGAGGAGAGAAAAUCUGAAGAACGUAUGCCAGUGUGCAAAAUUUGUUAUACAAACAAUGCGGCAAUUUUGUUUUUGCCAUGUGGACAUUUGGUUUCUUGUGCAGAUUGUGCGUCAGCCUUGAAAAAGUGUGCAGUAUGCCGUCAGGACAUUAAGGCAGUGGCGCGGGCAUUCCUUUCGUAGUGUAUAAAUAAAAUGUGUAUAUUAUU